This is a messenger RNA of Callithrix jacchus (white-tufted-ear marmoset), 2275 nucleotides long. It is a transcript of the gene C1QTNF2, whose product is annotated as C1q and TNF related 2. The record is from RefSeq and is a predicted model, not a curated record. Gene Ontology annotation, molecular function: protein binding. NCBI's taxonomy places the organism in Eukaryota, Metazoa, Chordata, Mammalia, Primates, Cebidae.
UAAAUAUUUGUUGAAUGAAUGUUUGUUGAGCCUACAAACUAACAUUCUUAAACAGUAUUUAUGUAAUAUUAGUAAUAAUUCCCUACAUAGUUCAGUGACUUACCAAACAUCUUUAUGAGUGAGUGUCCCAACUUUGGGGUAAAGACAGUGCAGGUAAUAUUAUUCUCCCAGUUUUUCAGAAAAUAAGUCACCAUCUAUGAGGUUAUCUGACUUAAGGCAGUGGAUCCAACAUUAGAAUUUGAAUGCAUAACUGUAUUAAAUUUCUGACUGUAAAUUGUGUGUCAUUUACCAGCUGUUAACCAGAUGCUCUGGCCGUGGAGUGAAGUAUGUGUAGCUAGUGGAAGAGAGCAGUGGAAGAAACAGGGAGAAGCAAAAGCCAGCUCUUGGAGGGAUUUCCUUUCCUCCAGUGCCUGCUUGGUUCCUUAACAAGAUUGCUUUGCCUGUCCUGGGAGCUGAGACCCUCCAUACAUCUCUCAAUGACUUGAGGUAGGGCCAGAGAGAGUGAGUGAGACCAGUGAAGCCUUACUUGCUGGGGAGGAGAAAAAUGAGGGCUGGGACACAGGAGCACUCACUCACACUGUUGCAUAUGUGCACACUCCAGACAAAAUCCACACAAAGGCCUGCAUACAAAUCAACACACAGAAUGAGCCACUGCACAGUCAUACACACAUUUAAACGUGCACCCCACAUACAGAUGUCUAGCCACUGCCGUGUACAUCCAGCCGCUGAUGAGCACUCCAGUUACACACCAAGCUGCCAUCUUCGACCUGCGCAUGCAGGUGUGGAUACACCUAACAGCCCUGAUGAAAAUGUUGAUAAAUGCACGUAUGCACACACGUAACUAAACACAUAUAUAUGAUUUAUCAUCACACUCAAGUACAUGCACACCUUUAUAAACACGUGGGAAUCAGUCUGAUCACUCUGGCCCACAAAACCUCCAAAUACACUAACAAGGUCUACACACGCAGAGAUGCAUCGACACACCCGAGUUGUCAUCAGCGCUGUAAGUUUUUUUCCAAACAGCUGCUAAAAAGAGUGCUGCGCUGCGGGCCAGCCCACGUGACCGGGAGGAAGGCUCUCCCGCCCAUGACGGGAUGGGAAAACUAUGCCUGGGGCCAGCGCUCGGCCCGGCUGCUGCCGCAGAGGAAAGCAGGGACGUGGAGCACCGCCGAGAGCCGCCGAGAGCUUCUUUGCUCCGGACGCCCCUGGACGUGGCGGGCAGCCGCGAGGGUAACCACCAUGAUCCCCUGGGUGCUCUUGGCCUGUGCCCUCCCCUGUGCUGCUGACCCACUGCUUGGCGCCUUUGCUCGCAGGGACUUCCGGAAAGGCUCCCCUCAACUGGUCUGCAGUCUGCCUGGCCCCCAGGGCCCACCCGGCCCUCCAGGAGCUCCGGGGCCCUCAGGAAUGAUGGGACGAAUGGGCUUUCCUGGCAAAGAUGGCCAAGAUGGCCAAGAUGGCGACCGGGGGGACAGCGGAGAGGAAGGUCCACCUGGCCGGACAGGUAACCGGGGAAAGCCGGGACCAAAGGGCAAAGCUGGGGCCAUUGGGCGGGCUGGCCCUCGUGGCCCCAAGGGGGUCAGUGGUACCCCCGGGAAGCAUGGCACACCAGGCAAGAAGGGGCCCAAGGGCAAGAAGGGGGAGCCAGGCCUCCCAGGCCCAUGCAGCUGCGGCAGUGGCCACACCAAGUCGGCUUUCUCGGUGGCGGUGACCAAGAGCUACCCACGGGAGCGGCUGCCCAUCAAGUUUGACAAGAUUCUGAUGAACGAGGGUGGCCACUACAAUGCUUCCAGUGGCAAGUUCGUCUGCAGCGUGCCUGGGAUCUACUAUUUCACCUAUGACAUCACGCUGGCCAACAAGCACCUGGCCAUCGGCCUGGUGCACAACGGCCAGUACCGCAUCCGGACCUUUGAUGCCAAUACCGGCAACCACGAUGUGGCCUCGGGCUCCACCAUCCUGGCUCUCAAGCAGGGUGACGAAGUCUGGCUACAGAUCUUCUACUCAGAGCAGAAUGGGCUCUUCUACGACCCUUACUGGACAGAUAGCCUCUUCACAGGCUUCCUCAUCUACGCCGACCAGGAUGACCCCAAUGAGGUAUAGACACACCAGGACCGUCCUCCAGGCAGGGAACAAGCUUCUGGACUUGGACCUAACAGAGUGAGACCCCUCAACUGUAGGCUGGGGGGCAGGGUGUCGAGUGAGCGGUUCUAGCCUCAAGCUGACCUCCUCUCCCUCUUUUAUUCCCCAUCAUUAAAUCCAAACCUUCUUAUUCAUCCAA